Messenger RNA from Lycium ferocissimum, 1352 nucleotides. RefSeq lists its product as uncharacterized. The record is from RefSeq and is a predicted model, not a curated record. Lineage: Eukaryota; Viridiplantae; Streptophyta; Magnoliopsida; Solanales; Solanaceae. The coding region runs from base 244 to 963 and encodes 239 amino acids. The transcript has 5 exons.
UUUUCACUUUUAAAAUUUCAACUGUAUUUUCACGUCAAUAUCUACCUUUAACUUUUAAAUAACUUUUUUCACUUAACUUCAAAUAUUACUUUUAAGAAAUAUAUCAAUCAAUUCAUAUCCAAAUGCCUAUUAGUUGAUUUGUAUGCUUGGGAAAAAAAAACAGAGUCCACAAACUCUUUUGUAGUUGUUGGUCAAUUUUGGCUGAAUUAUGGAGUAGUACAUAAGAGACCACGUAGUAGCCAUAUGCUAAGUGGUCUUACAUUUUCCCAAAAAGAAAAUAAAAAACAAAGGGUACCAAACAUGGAAAAAGAACGUGAGAAAAAGAAACCAAGAAUUCUGUGUCUCCAUGGCUUUAGAGGCAAUGCUGAUUAUCUCAAGAAAUUGGUUCUCCAGUGGCCGGAAUCCGUCACCGGGAAAUUAGAUUUGGUUUUCUUGGAUGCACCUUUUCCAGCUCUGGGAAAAUCUUCCCUUGAAGGUUUUUUUGAUCCUCCUUACUUUGAAUGGUUUCAAUCAAAUAAGGAUUUCACAGAGUUUUACAAUUUUGAAGAAUGCCUAGAGUAUAUAGAAGGUUUUAUGUCAAAGCAUGGACCUUUUGAUGGUGUUCUUGGUUUCUCACAAGGAGCUGUUUUAGGUGCAGCAAUACCAGGCAUGCAAAGGGAAGGAGUGGCUCUAACAAAAGUUCCAAAAAUAAAGUUUCUGAUAAUAAUAUCAGGGGCUAAAUUUGGAGGGCCUACUUAUGGGGUACCACCUUUGGCUGCCAAUGCAUUUACAUCUCCAAUCAACUGCCCAUCCCUUCAUUUCUUAGGAGAAACGGAUUUUCAAAGAAAAGACGGAGAAGUUUUACUGGAGUGUUUUGUGGACCCCCAAGUGAUUCAUCAUCCUAAAGGACAUACCAUACCUAAACUAGAUGAUAGCAGCUUUGAAAUAGUGCUUGAGUUUAUUGACAAAAUUCAACAACUUUGAGACAACACGAGGAGUGGUAUAUUCUGGCUCUCAUAUUGUUGGUCCUGCCAAGAGAAUUCUCGAUAGUAUGUUAUAUUCUAAAAUUAUUUUCUUGUUUUCGAAUUUUUGGUUGUUGAUUUAAUUCUCUGCAUAUUGUGAUGGAAUUGUUCACAAGUAAACACGAUAAUUUACGUUCUAUUAUAUUAAAAAUACAAGAUGAGAUUUUGACAAUUGGUGGCAAAUGUUAAAGAAGGGAAAAUAAUGAUUUCUAUCCAUUUUAUUAACUUUGGCGCAGUUGUAAUUCUUUAGUCUGAAGUUACUGUCUCUCAACCAUACUUUGCAACGAUUACAAACACUUUACGAAUAUAAUGGCAUGAUGGUUGCAAUCACAAUAUCAUUUUUCACCCAAA